AUGACUGACUGGUGCCCGACUUGCUGCACAACCAGUGCAGGACCAGUACACUCAGUGCAGGACCAGUACAGGACCAGUACACUCAGUACAGGACCAGUACACUCAGUGCAGGACCAGUACAGGACCAGUACACUCAGUACAGGACCAGUACACUCAGUGCAGGACCAGUACAGGACCAGUACACUCAGUACAGGACCAGUACACUCAGUGCAGGACCAGUACAGGACAAGUACACUCAGUACAGGACCAGUACACUCAGUACAGGACCAGUACACUCAGUGCAGGACCAGUACAGGACAAGUACACUCAGUACAGGACCAGUACACUCAGUACAGGACCAGUACACUCAGUGCAGGACCAGUACAGGACAAGUACACUCAGUACAGGACCAGUACAGGACCAGUACACUCAGUACAGGACCAGUACAGGACCAGUACACUCAGUACAGGACCAGUACAGGACCAGUACACUCAGUACAGGACCAGUACAGGACCAGUACACUCAGUACAGGACCAGUACACUCAGUACAGGACCAGUACACUCAGUACAGGACCAGUACACUCAGUACAGGACCUGUACACUCAGUACAGGACCAGUACACAGUACAGGACCAGUACACUCAGUACAGGACCAGUACAGGACCAGUACACUCAGUACAGGACCAGUACACUCAGUACAGGACCAGUACACUCAGUACAGGACCAGUACACUCAGUACAGGACCUGUACACUCAGUACAGGACCAGUACACUCAGUACAGGACCAGUACACUCAGUACAGGACCAGUACACUCAGUACAGGACCUGUACACUCAGUACAGGACCAGUAUCAUGUAAGGACCUGUACGCCAUCAUGUAAACCACGCCACUCAGUAAACCACGCUAUCAUGUACAGGACCAGUACAGGACCAGUACACUCAUGUAAGGACCAGUACACUCAGUACAGGACCAGUACACUCAUGUACAACCAGUACACUCAGUACAGGACCUGUACACUCAGUACAGGACCAGUACACUCAGUACAGGACCAGUACACUCAGUACAGGACCAGUACACUCAGUACAGGACCUGUACACUCAGUACAGGACCAGUACACUCAGUACAGGACCAGUACACUUAGUACAGGACAGGUACACUCAGUACAGGACCAGUACACUUAG
This is a messenger RNA of Scylla paramamosain (green mud crab), 1158 nucleotides long. RefSeq names its product mucin-1-like. The transcript has a single exon. Lineage: Eukaryota; Metazoa; Arthropoda; Malacostraca; Decapoda; Portunidae. The record is from RefSeq and is a predicted model, not a curated record. Bases 1 to 1158 code for a protein of 385 amino acids.